Ciona intestinalis (vase tunicate) is the source of this 10677-nucleotide messenger RNA. Lineage: Eukaryota; Metazoa; Chordata; Ascidiacea; Phlebobranchia; Cionidae. The record is from RefSeq and is a predicted model, not a curated record.
GCAAUAGAAAUGCUGAAAAUGUGCUGAGUCAUGAAAGCUAUGUGAUGACUCAGCCUUGGGAAAGCGGGAUCGAAGAUUUUCUAUUUGAUGUGGAAGAUGAUGAUGUCAUCAUUGAUGAUGUCAUACCACAAUUAGAUGGUGCAUCAGACGAACAAAAAGAACCUGUAAAAAAGAGGCUUGGUACUUCACGUAGACAUACAUACCAUCAUACCACACCCCCACCUAUUACUACAUUGGAAACCGACAAAAACCAAAGUUGUUCAAAACCCAUGACUACCACCUCUGGGGUGCAAGCUGAUGUGUCAGAAAAUUUUCAAAAUUCACGCCGUCUUAGUUCCAGCGACCCAGAACUGGCGAAAAAAAGCAAAAAAACUGUUGACGAUGCAGUCAUUUUGUUGCCAAGGGCAAAAACCAAGUUUUUACGCCAAAACUCGGUGCCGCUGGACAAGAACCCUUCUCGAGACAUUAACAGCAAUAUGUUUUCUACUUUCCAAGCACUUUUAAAUGGAAUUAACCCCAAAAUCAAGCUCCCUGUUCCUCUGUCAAGCACCCCUUCUAAGAAAACUCUGAAAACUUCAAAAAAUUUAACCCCCAUAAAAACCUUAAAAACUACGUAUAACGUACCGGAAAAAGUUACAGAAAAAGCGGCAAUUGUACAUCCUGUUUUAAAACCACGACAGAAGAUACCCCCUAUACCCCAACCAGUGCUAAUCCCUGACGUAGAGGGGGCUUCCGUCACUUUCUCCCAACAAGGAGCUGCCGUAGCCUCGUGGGGGGAGGAUGAGUCAGCAAAUAUUGAGAAAAAUGAUGACAGUGCAGAAGAAUCAUCGCACAGAGUGUCGUUGCGACCACGAAGGGCAAAACAAAUUUCAAAGUGCAGUUACAUGAAUGACCCUCAGUAUGAGACUGACUUCGGGAGCGAUUGGGAAGACUUUGCCUUUGAUACAAACACUUUUGAUCCGGAAGAGCCAUCUGCAUCCUGGAGGUCCAGGAGCAAAGGAUCAGCUCCUAACAUUGAGUCCAAGGUGGAGGUUGGGAGGAAGAAGAGUUUAAGGAAGAGGACGAACAAACAGAAAAGACGAAGAUCAAAGCAGGAGAAAGAUAAAGUGAUAAUAAAGUGGAUCAUUACACACAGGUUCAAGGGAACUCAGAAAAUGAUGGUCAAGCUAUGGAAGAUAGGAAACACCAAGCGCGUUCGUUUAACGCCCGAGUUGCUCAAGAUAUAUGAUCUCUAUUCUCCCAAGCGACCGGUAGGGAACAGCGCUGAACACUGCAACCAAGUGUUUAAACAGCCGCCAUCGAUUCCGAAAAAAUUAUCUUCAAAAGUACCGAAAGGAAAACGGACAAAAGAAAACGUGGUGACUUUGUUUCACCCAUUGGACACCCGAAAACCGUUGCCCGUAGCAACCAACGUGCCUGGCCAAUUAAAUUCCGAUUCUUUAAGUUUAAGUAAAAUUGAAAACGCUCCAGAAAAUUAUGGAAAAGAAAAAAAAUCAACUGAAUCUGAAAUUUCCGCAGUUGCUGCCCUGGAUGUUAAGAGUUCAAAUACUGGCUCUGAUCUGGUUACACAGGAAAUAAAGGAGACCAAAAUUGAGGAUAAUUUUAACUAUGCAAGCCUAGAAAAAGAAGAAAAUUAUGAAAUUAUCGGCAAAACUUUAGUAAAAUGCGAUUCUGUGCCACAAGUUACGUCUUCCGUGAAAAAACGUUCGUUAAAAAUGAAGCCGAAGAAAAAAACGAAUGUUUUGCCUGUUGCAAACCGCACUCUAACACCUGUCAAUCAAACUUUGGCAGUUCCAUCUUCUGUCAUUCAAACAGGGACAGUUGAUUCACCUGUCAAUCAAACUUCAGCAGCUGCUUCACCUGUCAAUCAAACUACAAUAGUUGAAUCACCUGUCAAUCAAGUUAAAGCAGUUAGACCACUUGUCAAUCAAGCUACAUCAGUUACAUCACCUGUCAAUCAAACUUUGGCAGUUAAAUCACCUGUCAAUCAAACAGGGUCAGGUGAUUCACUUGUCAAUCAAACUACAGCAGUUGAUUCACCUGUCAAUCAAACUACAACAGUUGAAUCACCUGUCAAUCAAACUUUGGCAUUUAAAUCAUCUAUUAAUCAAACUACAGUAGUUGUAUCAUGUGUCAAUCAAACUGCAGCAGUUGUAUCACCUGUCAAUCAAAAUUCAGGUUCUAUUUCACCUGUCAAUCAAUACUUUGAACCUAUUUUAUUAGUUGAUCAAAAUUUGGAGGCUACACCGUCAGAUGAUAAUAAUUUAGCAUUAGUUCCACCUGUCAAUCAAAAUUUGAAACCAAUUCUAUCUGUCAAGCAAAACUUGGAUCCCAAUUCAACUAUUAAUAAAAAUUCAGAAUCUAUUUCAACCGUCAAUCAAAAUUUGGGGUCAAUUUCACCUGUCAAUCAAAAUUCAGGAUCCAAUUUAUCUGUCAAUCAAAAUUUGGGGUCAAUUUCAUCUGUCAAUCAAAAUUCAGGAUCCGACUUAUCAGUCAAUCAAAAUUUAGAGUUAAUUUCAUCUGUCCAUCAAAACUUGGGGCAUACUUUAACUGCCAAUCAAAAUUUGGGGCAUUUAUCACCUGUCAAUCAAACAACAAGUAGUCAUAACAUGACAUGUGUCACGAGUGUCCGUGAAUCCAGAUUAGAUAACAGCAAUGUCAGCAUUCCUAAUCAGGAAAUAAAGGUUGAACAGCAAGCUAAAGAUGUUUCCUUUUCUGUCAAUCAACAUGAACCUGUCAAUCACCCCACACCAACUGUCAAUCAAAAUAUAAACUCAGUAGUAAUAGAAAGUACACCGAAUCAAGAAAAAAACACAGAAAAAACUUUUUUCGAAACUAUUAAACGUAAUUCUCAAAGUUCUAAAAUUAAAGUUGAACUAAAACUCAUUGAUAGCGAAACUAUAUUAAAAACUGUAGAACAAGUUGAUGUUAACUUUGGACCUGCACUGGUAAAGAAUGAUACAGAAAUCAACACAGAGUUGGACCCAUCAACAACAGAUUCUGUUGAUACAAGUUUCAACAAGCAAGAUUUGGAUACAACUUUAAAUGAAAGCCUAAAUUCAACAGUUGAUAUUUCUGUUGAUGUUGAUAAAAUUGCUGAUUUAACGAUGGAGAGCAAAAAGACCACCCCGCCUAGUGACCAAGUAUCUUUAGCGAAGAAAUAUCUUCCAACUAGAAGGGUAACACGCCGAAGUGUAAAAGUCCGUAUGACAUCCCUACAAAAAGUGGACUGGAUGUUUACUGAUAAAACGGACGACAGCAAGGACUUAAACCUGGUGCAUAAUGUGCUGGAGAAAUUAGCUUUCGAACCACCGGGCAUACAUACCCAACAUAGCAGGGAAGUUUCACCACCAAGAGCCUGGUCACCAAUGGUACAUCAAACAAACAACAUUCCUGUCACAAAUCUGCCACCUUUGCAAGCAGACGAUCAUAUUCUCGACAUUACGGAAUCUAUGUGGAAAGAAAUGGACGACAUGAUUUCUAUGAAACCGCCAUACCGGAACCACUCGGACGAGGACAAUCUUCUCAGCCACUUGGAUGCGCUGUUGGAAGAUGAUGAACUCACGUCGCACAGCGAGGCACUUUCCUCACAAGUUGUAGACCAAAUGGAGCUUGACACUGAACUAAUUGACGCUCUCUCUGCCACUAACGAUGUUACAACCCCCGCUGACAUUUACCCCUACCCCACCCUCAUGUACCCCAUGCCCGCAUCCAUAACCUCAACGUCUCGCGCAGUCCCAAAUAAACGAACACUAGAAGAACAGCUACAUAAACAAAUGCAAGCAGUUUACCUACAGCAACAAAUGCUCGACCAAAACAACUUUAGGCAACAAAAAGUCCCACAAAACAACGAUUACUGGUUAAACAAAUGCAACCCUGAAAGAAGCAUGGCCAAAAACCUCUCCUUCGACCAUAAGGACCUUUUAGGUGAAGUGUGCCAACAAGUUUUCUCAGACAGCCGUCUCAGUUUGCCCCCAGCACAAGAAGCAAGCUACGACAUCAGAGUGAGUGCUCAUGUCAGUCAGAACCCUCCAAGUUUAGAGUUUGUGGCGUCCCAGCCUUUUCCGAUGGAAAACCAGGCGAAUAACUUCAUUUACCCGCCUCAGACGUUUAAAAAACCAUCCCAACCAAAUACAUGCAAAACAGCUUCAGCCUGCAUGCCUCAAGACCAGGAAACAAUGAUACAACUUCAACCUCCAGUUCCAGCAAAUCCAGUCCAGGUCCUACACACCCACGUUCACCACCAUCAUCACAUACAUUCUCUGAAAACAGACGCUGACACGACCAUGCCUAUGUCCCCGCCCAUCAAAACGAACUUUUUCGGCAAAUCUGAGCUCACCAGCCCCCCCGAGUGGCCUCAGAGCGCUGUAAAAUCCGACGUGAGAGGUUUUAACGCAGAGCAAUCGAAUGUUGAAGUACCAGUUUCUAAACCUACAUGCACUGUACCCAAAACCCGAAAGGCGUCUACGUUUUCGAUCAUGAUGAAACCAACCUGUCAAAACGGCGAUGAGAAGUACUGGUUACAAGUCCAAAUGCAACAUGGCAUACCAUGGAAUCAGACUAAAGCCCUAAAACCAACCAAAAAGAAGCCCAAAAGAAAAGACCCUACUCUAAAGUCUAACCUGAAAACCAAACUGAUAAAAGAUGCCAAAAAGAUGAUCCCACUUUGCCCCGAUCAGGAGCACAAAUCUAAAAAAGCGAAAACUCCAUAUGGGAUGAUGAAGAGCAAAUCCGGGAGCAAAGAGAGCAACAUCCUCUUCCCUGCUCCCAAGAUGAGACCUGAGAUGACGGUCCCAUCCGACACUCCCACUAUCUCACUGAGCAAUGUGGAAAAGAAAAAAGACGUUGGGAAUGAAUUUGACAUUUCACAGGAAAUGUUUCCGUCUUCCACUACAAACGUAUCGCCAAAAGAAACUAAACCAGAACCGCUCGUUAAGACACCUGUGGGCGACAAAGAGAAGUCUCGAAAAAAGAAAUCGCGACCAAAAAAAGAUGUCAAAUUAACAGACCAAGUUCCUGAUGGUUAUUGCUCCAAAUUCACUACUGUGCCGUUGGUGACAGCUCAGCAGUUUCAAAAGGUGAAAACCACGGGCGAAAAGUUUUGGGCAAAACUGCCGAAAAUUAACGAAAACCAGGAGUUGAUAUUGAAUUACGAAACUGGAAAUUGGGAUAUUGUUAAUAGGAAAAGAAAUUUUGAAAAAGACAAAAUUUCUCAAGCGGUUGACUCCGUAAAAUUAGCAGUCCAGCCCAGUCAUACACUUUGUACAGUUACGGAUAGUUCUGUAAUGAACAAUAUACUUCCUGGUUCCACCCAAAGCAUUAUUUCUUCAAGUUUCCCCACAACUAAACCUUCAGUAACAAAUUCUUGCCAAAAACGCUCACUGUCGAAAUUUAAAUUUGCCGAAAGUGGAAUUUCCACGCCCAAGGUACCUAAACGUGGAGAAUACUUUGUCGCGAAUGUGGAUUUUGCAUCCAGCGCUCCUAAAUUGAAACUAACACUUAAAAAAGAGCCAAAUUCAGCAGAUAAUCAAGCAGAAGGGCUAAACAAAGUGCAUUGUGCUGGCAAUAGUAAACCACUUGUAACUGAGCCCCUUGAAGACAAGAUUUUGAUUCCGCAAAUGAAAAGAAAAGGCAAACCAGUAUGUUUUGAAGCAAUGAUGAAAGGCAGUCUCCCGAAAAGACCAAAACAUUCACGUAAAAAAGUGGUCAAGAAGAAGAAACCCAAGCCUACAUUAGUGCUCGAUUCAAGCCUAGAAUUUGAGCCCGAAUAUACAGAAAUCACGCAACAGAAUCCUGUUAAAGUUGCGUUUGACCGUCAAAUGCAUCUCGAAUCUGUAAGAACGUUAUGCCGGUCAAGAUCUUUGCAUGGACCUAUUCAUUUACGAUCUGGGGUCAUUGGUUUAUCAAAAAAACAUGUGGAGAAUGCUUUAAGUGUCCUCCGUUUGGAAGCAGGAGUGGAGGAUGAAGGUGCUCCUCAUCAGGAGGAAAAGUCCUCCAUCCAUGGGAUCUCAUGCUUCACGGACUUUCUCGGAGCCGUAAAACAGGCUCUCGUUUCUGCCCCAAAGUCCGGAGAUAAUCCCAGCUCCUCCGGAAGAGUGUCUCUAAAAACUGAUGUGGAUGCAACUGAGAGAAAUCCAGGGACAUCCGAAGAGCUUUUAGAAGAUCAAAAUGAUAAGAGCUUGGACACCAAAGCACAGAAACCAAAAACCGAUUUAAAAUCGGAAGAAAACUGCUCAGUUUUCACUGCAGUACCCUCUCCACCUAGUCAAGAGGACGUUCAGAACUUUCUCACAGACUCAGGUUUAGAGCAAGGUGGUAGCAAAGAGCCUUUCUACAGCAAUCCGAGAGAUGUACAGACUUCUUCAUUUAGACUCGGUGCUGGUUUACCUACGUAUGUGAAACGACCGAAGGUGCAGGCAUCUUUAAAAGAUAUGAAGGAUUUUGAGUCCACCCUACCCCCGGAGUGCAGCUUAAUGCAUUGGAGAGUUGUGCUUGCUGCUCAUAAAGUUUUCACCACUGGAAACAGACUGGCACCGGACAGGACGUCAGACCUAAUGGAUGUAGUGACCGAUAUGGGUUGUGACCUUAACGCGGAAAAAGCGCUUGUACGACCGCAUGAGGUCACUGUUAUCACCCCUGCUUUACCACCCCCUAGCCAAGCAGAAGUGGGCGCUUGGUUGGAGGAAAAAAAGAGAGAAAAACAGGAAAAAGAUGAGAAAAAGGCUACCAACAAUAAAGCUACUGUUCAAACUGACACAAAGGUUUUAGAAACUGAGAAAAAAAAAAGUGGACCUGCUGAAACAGAGGUAUUGGGUUCGUCAGUGUUGGUGCCUUGUAUUAUAAAAGAAAAAUACGAAACUACUCCAAUACUGAAACGAGUAAAGUCCGUGGAAGAUAGGAAGACAAGAAGAAGAGUCAGUUUUGACUUCACAAAGUCUGAGAGAUCGGAGAUGGUUCCUACAUCCUCUCCUCUCGUGGAGUCCAUGGAUCUGAUCUCAACUCCUCAGUCUGAGGCAUCAGAUGAGAGUGCUUCCUCUGCUUUUCCUCCAAAUCAAGCGACGAAAAUCGUGGAAGAGUCCUCAGAUGAAACGGAGGACUUUUCUCCACUGAUGGUUUCCUCGAGCUCCGACAUUUCUUUCUCCUUCUCAACUCCUGCUGAAAAAGGAUCGAAAUCGAUCGCUUCUCUUCUUGGAUCAAAAGACGAAGAUGAGGAAUAUGAAUCCUUAACUCCUCUUCUCUCCGGUCAAUUUCAACAAGUUGAUGUUGAAAAGUCAGUUGAUGUUACUGUUGUUGUUGAAAAAAAACCAUCAACGCCUGUUGCCCAACCCCAGACCUUUACCCGCUUAGAAAGCACGCCAAACACUGGUAAAAAAACUAACCCUCCUCUCAGAAAGCUUCUAUAUACUCCAAUACCAAAAGAAAAAACUGUAAUUACUCAAGAAACGCCAAAAAUUUACUCAAUUUUGCAGUCUACCCAACCAAUGCAGGAUUUUCCUAGUGUUUCUAAACAACCUGCAAGUCAAAAACGAAGAGUUUCUCUUUCAUUUAAAGACACUCCAGCUGACUCUGAAAUUAUAGGGCCCUCCCUAAGCGACACAUAUGGGUUCCGUGCUAAGCAGGAACACCUGGGGGACGCAAAAGCAUUACAUGAAGUACAACAUGUUACGUUACUUAGCAUAGAGCUGCACUGCAAAACUAGAAUCGAUUUAAGACCUGACCCGGAAAUGGACGAAAUAAGAGCCUUAUUUUACGGAGUACAAACUGAUUCCAGCCCUGAAAUUAUCACUGGAGCAAUUUUAGUUGAUGAGCAAAAAUCGAACCGAAAUUUAUUGCACCGUUCGGGCGUUACAUGCCUCAAUGCAGUAUAUGUGGCUUCGGAAAAUUUACUUUUCGAGGAAUUAGCAUCAAUUGUGUUGCUGCAUGACCCUGAUAUGUUGCUGGGCUAUGAAAUUCAGAUGUUAUCUUGGGGAUAUUUAUUCGCACGUGCCGCCCAUUUAGGCGUUGACCUUUGCCGGGGUAUUUCGCGUGUGCCGGGGGACAAAACGAAAAGCAAAAUGGACGCGGAGGCGGACGCUUACGGAGCCGAUAAUAUGUCUGAGAUCCACGUGGUCGGAAGAGUGAUGCUCAACAUCUGGAGGUUGAUGAGGACAGAACUCGCUCUCUGUGAUUAUAAGUUUGAGAGCGUGGCGUUCCACUUGUUGCAUGAGCGCCACCCAGUGUAUUCGUUUCAAACUUUAACAGCCUGGUUUGACCACUCGGUCAUACGCCACCGAGUGUUGGAUUACUAUAUGUGCCGAGUCAUCGGAAAUUUGAAACUGAUGAGUCAGCAGGAUAUGGUUGGGCGAACAUCGGAGCUGGCAAGGUUGUUUGGGAUUCAGUUUUACGACGUUCUUACAAGGGGAACUCAGUUCCGAGUUGAAAGCAUGAUGCUUAGGAUUGUCCACUCUCAAAACUACGUCGCUGUGAGUCCUAACCAAAUGCAGAGAGCUUACAUGAAGGCACCAGAAUGCAUAGCGCUGGUUAUGGAGCCCGAAUCCCGGUUUUACCACGAGCCAGUGGUAGUGGUUGACUUCCAAAGCUUAUACCCUUCCAUUAUUAUAGCUUACAACUAUUGCUAUUCCACUUGUUUGGGCCGUGUUCAACACCUUGGAAGCCACAACAAUUUUCCAUUUGGAUGCACCUCGCUAAAAGUCCCCCCACGCACCCUGCACAAACUACUCAAGCGUGACGGGGUAACCGUCGCCCCCAACGCUGUAGCCUAUGUAAAAUCGUUCAUCCGGAAAGGCAUUUUACCCACAAUGCUCGAGGAAAUUUUGGAGACUCGAAUUAUGGUCAAAACUUCGAUAAAAAAAUGUGACGACAGUGCCACCAAGAGGAUGUUGGAUCACCGUCAACUUGGGUUAAAGUUAAUAGCCAACGUCACGUAUGGUUACACCUCCGCUAACUUUUCAGGCAGGAUGCCGUGCGUCGAGAUUGCUGACAGUAUUGUUCACAAGGCUCGUGAAACCCUGGAGCGUUCUAUUCGUCUCGUUAACUCCAACCACACCCGCUGGGGUGGCAGGGUGGUUUACGGUGACACUGACAGCAUGUUUGUCGCUUUGAGGCCCAGUACUUCAAAGCAGAGGGCAUUCGAGAUUGGACGAGAAAUCGUGAAAGAAAUAACCAACGCAAAUCCAAGGCCAGUCAAGUUGAAGCUUGAAAAAAUAUACCAACCUUGUAUUCUGCAAACAAAAAAGCGAUAUGUAGGUUACGCUUACGAGUCUGAAGACCAAAUUGAACCAAUUUUCGACGCCAAAGGAAUUGAAACAGUUCGUAGAGACGGUUGUCCCGCUGUUUCAAAAAUACUCGAAAAAUCUCUUCAUACUUUGUUUAAAACAAGGGAUGUCUCCAAGGUCAAAAGUUAUGUAGAACAACAGUGUUCAAAGCUACUAGAUGGGAGAUCCACUGUUAAAGAUUGUACGAUAGCUAAGGAAUACAGAGGUGCUAAGUAUUAUAAACCUGGUGCUGUCGUGCCUGCACUUGUAUUAGCAAGAAAAAUGAUGGCUGUCGACAAAAGAUCCGAACCCAGAGUUGGGGAACGGGUUCCCUACAUCGUGGUGCACGGUGCUCCUGGGACCCCUUUGUUCCAGCUCGUUCACCCCCCGCAGGACCUUAUUAGUGACCUGGGGUUACGACUCAACGGGGCUUAUUACGUCACAAAAAUGGUGUUACCAGCAUUGGAUAGAAUGAUGUCUCUAUUAGGGGUUGAUGUAUUUCAGUGGCUACGUGACAUGCCACGCUCCGGUCGUUUGACGACGCAUCGGUUACAACUUGACCACAAGGGGGAGUGUAGCAGUGCGAGCACGUCUAGAAAGGCCACCAUAUCCCAAUACUUUAAAUCCAAGCAUUGUUUAUCGUGCACCAAACUAAGCAAGCGAUCUCUUUGUUCACGAUGCUUAUCACGUGAUAGUAUCACGUCCGUGAAACUCGUGAUGGAAUCACGUGCAUUGGAAAGGAAGAAAAAUUUAAUUGAUCAGAUUUGCAUGAACUGCACUGGUGCCGCAAGCCCACAAUUAAUCAAAUGCAUUUGCUUGGAUUGUCCCGUGCUGUACAAAAGAUUCAAGCUUAGAAUGGAUGAGAGCAAAGCCGCACAUAUUCGCCACACCCUCACUUCACACGACUUAUUUUAAUUUUUUUUUUUUGAUUUUUGUCACAAUCACGUAUUUCUAUUCUAACACACACUGCCUUUUUCGUUUUUUUGGUGCAGUAUUUUCUUACUUUUUUAUUCACGCCAUUUUGACCGUUACAUUACUAAUGAUGUCAUACCUAUGACAUCACUUCACAAUUUUCUGUAAAUAUUUUCAAAUGUUCCUUACGCUUUCACUGCUGUAGUUUCGCUUAAAUUAUGAUGUCAUAAAGCAUGUCAUUACAUCACAAACAAGGUUACACAAUUUGCCAAUUUUUUUUUUAAUUUCCGAAACUGGUGUUGCAAAAAAUUUUAAGGUGCUUCUGUCACGUCACUAUGACAUCACAAUGGUUGUGUGGUUGCAAGGCAACAUUCUGCACUCAUUCAAAAUCCUCGUUAGCUAAUCAUGAACUUUGUGCCUGCAAAUUGUUACUUAUUCUCGUUUGUGCCCAAGAACAAAAUUAUGUUCUUCGUUCCAGCAUAGUUGUUCUUAUUACAUAACAAUACCCUUA